UGAUAUCUCCCGCUUGAAGGCCACACUUAGCUGCCAGACUCCCGGGUGUAACCUACAAGAAGGGGGGACAGGUUAGCCAUGUGAAAUAGGAGCAGUUAUGAGAGGAAUCCAGCUACCAUAAAUGAUGAAAACCCGUUUUCAACGUACCACAUCAACGGUAGGUCCGAAUGACGUACUUCACAAUAUAUGUCACUGAAGGUUAGACCAGUACAGAUCCAUUUGCCUGUAACACCACUGAUCUUGCCAAGAGGAAUGUUGUCAACGUCAUCAUGUAUAUGUGGGAAAAUACUCCUCCGCCUCCUGCAGCAUAACUCAGCAGUUUCCACGGAAACAGUAUACCGUACAACUCAAGUGAUAUCAAAAGUGUGUGAUAAGUCUCUCACAAUGAGAACAAUACAUUCAUCCUCAGGUAAUGCAAAUAAAAAUGAUGAUCAAGCUGUGAUACAAACUAAAGCUGUUGAUGCAACUGUCGGCACGGAAUCCAAGUUGCUGGACAUGUCGGAGCCCACCCUCAAGACUCAGGGCGUGAUACCAGGGAAGGGUCCCCCCCCUGAACCUCCCAUUGACUGCUGCAUGAGUGGAUGUGUAAAUUGUGUGUGGAUAGCGUAUGCGGAAUCUCUGAAGGACUAUUACAGUGAUGGCGGGAAGUCAGCUCGAGAAGCCUUGGAGCAGAUUGAGAACCCUUCUCUUAAAAUGUUUGUCAAACUAGAGAUGGGAUUAUUAUGAUGCUAUUUGAUAUUGCCAAAAGUUAUGACCGUAUUCGACGUAAUAAAAUUAGAAAUAGGGGGCACUUAUUAGAAUAUAAUUUUGGUGAAAAAAACACCAGAGUUGAAAGAUUGUAAAUUUCGUGGUUUAUGCCGACAGGC
Haliotis rufescens (red abalone) is the source of this 866-nucleotide messenger RNA. RefSeq lists its product as uncharacterized. Gene Ontology annotation, cellular component: mitochondrion. The coding region runs from base 187 to 726 and encodes 179 amino acids. The transcript has 3 exons. Lineage: Eukaryota; Metazoa; Mollusca; Gastropoda; Lepetellida; Haliotidae. The record is from RefSeq and is a predicted model, not a curated record.